AUGAGGGCCAAUCCCUGGGGUGCUGGCAAGAGUGGCUUCAAAACCACCCGGCCUUCAUCUGAAGCCCAUGAAGGGAAACAUGGAUGGAAUCCAGAAGAUCUGACAUGGAAUCCCCCUGAGACACUUGGUGGCUGUGGCCCUGCUAUUAGCAUCAAUACGGCACAGGAACCAGCCAUCCUCCCGCCCCUAAUUCAGGACAAGGACCAGCCUGUCUGCCUCCGUUUGGUCCUCCCAGAGAUGAGGAGGUCGGGCUCAGGGGCUUCUUGGGUCCCUUCUCACCCGAGAUCUGUUCUCUCCUCAGAAAUGCUUCCGUGUUUCUUUCCAUGGCCGCCUCCUAUAUCACAGGAAGGAGGCCGAGGAGGAUCAGAGCUAAAACUGCCAGAAAAGAAACCAAAAGGACCAGCUGCAGCCCGGGAGACUGAGGAGAACUUGGUGCGUGGCCCCUCCUCCAGCAGGGCUCCAAACCUAGAGGUCCAGGAAAGUAUUCACUCCUGUCCUGUUUGGGACUUUCUUCUUGAGAGAGGAGUGGAGGGAGUCAAUGCAAAAGUCGCAGCCGUGGCUUUUGCUGUGGAGAGUUUCUGUUCCGUAACUCCUGGGGAGCGAGAAGACCCGGGUGGACCCAUUGCGGGUGUACACAGAAGAAGUCUCCCCACCUUGGGGCUCCGACCUCCUGAAGGACCACCAUCUGACCCAAGCAGAGGCCCUGGAGUUAAAGGGAAUGGCACCUCGGAUUCACAGGCCCCCAUCCCAGCUUCUGGGGUUUGGACAGGCCACUCAGGCCUCUCCAGUAGGCUUUGGAAGAGGUUUGAGGUGAGACCAGGUGAGAGCACAGACAGGAAACAGACAGGAUUCGAUCAGCCACCUGAGAAACCUCCUGAAAUGCCCAAGUAUCAAGAUAACCUAGGGAGAAUCGCCUGUGGCUCAAGUUUAAACCUCACAAGACAUCCAAAGAGUAAACAUGUAGAAAUGCUUUCUGUGAGUAAUAAAGGGGUGAGACCUUUCAGUCAGAACUCUGAACUUGGUUCAUAUCAAAUAAUCCACUCUGAAGAGAGACCUUAUGAAUGUAAGCAGUGUGGAAAGUCUUUCAAAUGGAGGGGGAAUCUUGCUGAGCAUCAGAGAAUCCACACUGGAGAGAAACCUUAUGAAUGUACACAGUGUGGAAAGACUUUCACACGGAGUGAUCAUCUUGCUUCACAUCAGAGAAUUCACACUGGAGAUAAAUCUUAUGAAUGUACACAGUGUGGGAAGGCUUUCAUACACAGGGUGAGUCUUGCUGCACAUCAGAGGAUCCACACUGGAGAGAAACCUUAUGAAUGUACACAGUGUGGAAAGGCUUUCACACAGAGGAUUACUCUUACUAAACAUCAGAGAAUCCACUCUGGAGAGAAACCUUAUGAAUGUAAACAAUGUGGAAAGGCUUUCACAGAGAGGGGCUCUCUUGUUAAACAUCAGAGAAUCCACUCUGGAGAGAAACCUUAUGAAUGUACACAAUGUGGAAAGGCUUUCACAGAGAGGGGUUCUCUUGCAAAGCAUCUGAGAAUCCACUCUGGAGAGAAACCUUAUGAAUGUACACAAUGUGGAAAGGCCUUCACAGAGAGGGGUUCUCUUACUACACAUCAGAGAAUCCACUCUGGAGACAAACCUUAUAAAUGUAAACAAUGUGGAAAGACUUUCAAACGGAGGAGCCAUCUUGCUGUACAUCAGAAAAUCCACACUGGAGUAAAAUCUUAUGAAUGUAAACAAUGUGGGAAGGCUUUCACCGUGAGAAGCAAUCUUGCUGCACAUCAGAGAAUCCACUCUGGAGAGAAGCCUUAUGAAUGUACAGAAUGUGGAAAGGCUUUCACACAGAGGGACUCUCUUGCUAAGCAUCAGAGAAUCCACUCUGGAGAGAAACCUUAUGAAUGUAUACAAUGUGGAAAGGCUUUCACAGAGAGGGGCAAUCUUGCUAAGCAUCAGAGACUCCACACAGGAGAGAAGCCUUAUGAAUGUAAACAGUGUGGAAAGGCUUUUACAGAGGGGGGCCAUCUUGCUAAGCAUCAGAGAAUCCACACUGGAGAGAAACCUUAUGAAUGUAAACAAUGUGGAAAGACUUUCAAACUGAGUAACCUUGCUUUACAUCAGAGAAUCCACACUGGAGAGAAACCUUAUGAAUGUACUCAGUGUGGAAAGGCUUUCAGACAGAGUAGUUCUCUUGCUACACAUCAGAGAAUCCACUCUGGAGAGAAGCCUCAUGAAUGUAAGCAAUGUGGAAAGGCUUUCACACAGAAAGUCACUCUUCAUAAUCAUCAGAGGAUCCAUACUGGAGAGAAACCUUAUGAAUGUACACAAUGUGGAAAGGCUUUCAUAUCAAGGGACAAACUUUCUUCACAUCAGAGAAUCCACUCUGGGGUGAAACCUUAUGAAUGUAACCAAUGUGGAAAGGCUUUCAAAGACAGGGGCUGUCUUUCUGUACAUCAAAGACUCCACACUGGAGAGAAACCUUAUGAAUGUAAACAAUGUGGAAAGACUUUCAAACGGAGGAGCCAUCUUACUGAGCACCAGAAAAUCCACACUGGAGUGAAAUCUUAUGAAUGUAAACAAUGUGGAAAGGCUUUCGCAAGGAGUAGUAGUCUUACUGUACAUCAGAGAAUCCACUCUGGAGAAAAACCUUAUGAAUGUACACAGUGUGGAAAGGCUUUCACCGUGAGAGACUCUCUUGUUAAGCAUCAGAGAAUUCACACUGGAGAGAAACCUUAUGAAUGUAAACAAUGUGGAAAGGCUUUCACAGACAAGGCCCAUCUUUCUGUACAUCAGAGACUCCACACUGGAGAGAAACCUUAUGAAUGUAAACAAUGUGGAAAGGCUUUCACUGUGUGGAGCAAUCUUAUUGUACAUCAGAGAAUCCACUCUGGAGAGAAACGUUAUGCAUGUACACAGUGUGGAAAGGCUUUUACCAUGAAGCAUUCUCUUAUUAAGCAUCAGAGAAUCCACUCUGGAGAGAAACCUUAUGAAUGUAAUAAAUGUGGAAAGGCUUUCACAGAGAGCGGCUCUCUCACUGCACAUAAGAGAAUCCAUACUGGAGACAAACCUUAUGAAUGUAAACAAUGUGGAAAGGCUUUCACACAGAGCUCUGGUCUUGCAGUACAUCAGAGAAUCCACUCUGGAGAGAAACCUUAUGAAUGUAAACAAUGUGGAAAGGCUUUCACAGCGAGGGACUCUCUUACUGCACAUCAGAGAAUCCACUCUGGAGAGAAACCUUAUGAAUGUACACAGUGUGGAAAGGCUUUCGCAUGGAGGGACUCACUUACUAAGCAUCAGAGAAUCCACUCUGGAGAGAAACCUUAUGAAUGUAUACAAUGUGGAAAGACUUUCACAGAGAGGGGCCAUCUUUCUGUACAUCAGAAGCUCCACACUGGAGAGAAACCUUAUGAAUGUAAACAUUGCGGAAAGGCUUUCACAGUGAGUGGAAAUCUUACUAAGCAUCAGAGAAUCCACUCUUGAGAGAAACCUUGUGAAUGUAAUAAAUUCUGAUAGCCUUUCUCUUAAUGUUCCACAGUUGGUUCAUGUCAGAAAAUCCCCACUGGAGAGAAACCUCAUGAAUGAGGUUGAGCUUAUAGUUGCCACUCUUAGCUUUUACAGAAGAGGAUCCACGCUAGAGAGAGAAACUUUUGGAAUAUGAUCAGUAUGGUAAGACCUUCAGGCAGCAAUCAUCUCUUAUUGCCAAGAGGGAAUUCCUUUUGGAUAAAAGUCUUAAUCCUGUCAUGAAUGAAGAAAGACAUUGAAAUGGAUAGUCCAGAGCUUUUUCAGUAGAAGAAAAUGUCUUUUGAAUAAACUAGUUCCAGAUGGACUCCCUGCAGGAAGGCUUUCAGCCAGAGAUCAUAUCAUGGAAUUCAUAGUGGAAAAAAGAACCUAGCAGAUGUGCUCAAGUUUAUAUGUUUUCCCCAUUAGGUGGGUGACCACUAUCAUUUUGAGAAAUGCAAAUGAUAACCAAUCUGAAGGACCAGCCCAUGUCAGUUGGAUUGGCUGUUAUGGCAGAAAAGGAAAUUGAAAAAUAUUCGAGGAGAUGUGGGAAAAUUGAAAAAAGAAUGAAACUUUUUGAGUUGUCAACUAAUUCAACAUUCCUGAGAGGUGAAUUUGGAAAUAUGUCCAAAGGGCAAUCAAAAAGGAAAAGGAAAGAUUUGA
Molecule: messenger RNA, 4161 nt
Organism: Gracilinanus agilis (Agile Gracile Mouse Opossum)
Lineage: Eukaryota; Metazoa; Chordata; Mammalia; Didelphimorphia; Didelphidae
Product: zinc finger protein 585A-like
Exons: 7
Coding region: 1-3480 (1159 amino acids)
Source: RefSeq, a predicted model, not a curated record